Molecule: messenger RNA, 1493 nt
Organism: Rhopilema esculentum
Lineage: Eukaryota; Metazoa; Cnidaria; Scyphozoa; Rhizostomeae; Rhizostomatidae
Product: soma ferritin
Biological process (GO): intracellular iron ion homeostasis; iron ion transport
Cellular component (GO): cytoplasm
Molecular function (GO): ferric iron binding; ferrous iron binding
Source: RefSeq, a predicted model, not a curated record
GCUCUCUUUGUUCUUCAAUUGUGUGAGCGGUAGGGUAGCUUUUUGGCAGGGAAAUCGGCAUUGGUUAUUUUAUUGAUUGACCACCUGGAAGAAAGUUUUCAACAUGUCGACUAUCAAACAAAAUUUCCACGCAGAAUGUGAAAGUGCUAUAAGCAAGCAAAUAAACAGCGAGCUGGCCUCGUCCUACUUUUACAUGGCUUUGGCCUAUCACUUUGACCGGGAUGAUGUUGCCCUAGAAAAUUUCCACAAAUAUUUUUGUAAAUUUUCUAACAACAAAAGAGAGAAUGCACAGAAGCUACUGAAGUACAUGAAUGAACGUGGUGGUAGAGUCAAGCUGGUCGAUAUCGGAACUCCUGCAAAUAACUUUGGUGAACCACUCAGCAUUAUGCAAGCUGUUCUUGAACACGAGAGAAAGGUCAAUGACAGCCUACUUGAUCUGACUCAUCUUGCUGAAAAACACAAUGAUGAGCAACUGUGUGACUUCAUGGAGGAUCACUUCUUGAAUCCAGAAGUUGAAUUAUUGAAGCAAGUUGGAGACCAUGUAACCAACUUAAAGCGAGUUGGUGACGGCCUUGGAGUUUACAUGUUUGAAAGGGAAACCCUAGAGCACUGAACCAUUCUACAUAAGCUAACAAAAUUUUGGGUACUUUUAGAUUUAUUUAAAAACAUACAACGCAAUUGAAGUUCUUUUAGCUAAAAUAUGUUUCUGCAAAAAACAAAAAAUAUUUUAUUUUAAAAUCUUAUUGAUUAAUCUUAUUACUGUUGGUCAAUUUAUGAUCUUCUUCAUCAAGAUAGGAGGUGAUUAAUGACCCAUCAGUUUUGAUGUUCAAUUCAAUCCUUUAUCAUCUGCCUUGAUCACAUAGUCAUACAAUUUUUUUAACUUAGACUGUCAGAUUUUUCCUUUGGCAGUGGGUGCUACUCCACUGUUUACAUUUUCUGCAUAUAAAGCCACCGUAUAUUAUGGAAGAAUGAUGUAAAAAAACAGCAAAUAUCUGCUUUUUAGUCUACACAUGCCCAUUCCAUUGUGGUAAAUAUCAAUUCAUCCUGCAACAGUUGAGUUAUCACCCUAGACUUCAGCUAUUUGUUACACAUUAGCUACAUUCAUUUGUUUUUAAAGGGAUAGAAGGUUGUGUUUAUUUUUACAUUUUACCAAAAGGCAACCACCUUUAAUAGCAGAAGAAACUACAUCUGACAGAAGCAAAAAUUUGUCAUGUUUCAGGUUCCAAAAAAUGUUGAAACAAGAUACAAAUUUUUUGGAAAAGCAAAGAUUGGGCUAAUUAAUUAUUUUAAGUAAGCUCUGGAAUUAUAACAUAUUUUGUGACCACAAUUCUGUCUAUAAUGGUUGCCUUUUCUAUAAUCUUGCAGUUUUCUUAAGUAUCUAUUUGCUUUCUUUUUAAACUCCUGAGUAAUAUUUAAUGUAAUGAUAUUUAUUAAGCUUUGCUGUGCUGGGAAUUGCUUAUUAUUUAUCAAUUUAAUCUUAACAUGCAAAAUUA